UCAAAUGUUACAAAUACUCAUUCUUUUUCAAACUCAAAAUUUCGUCAAAAUUAUUUUCAAAACAUAUACGAAAAUAUGUUAAAAUAUAUUAAAUUAAACAACGGCAUAUAAAACGGAACCAUAUUUAUCGAGCUAGGUUGAGACUAACGGAUUCAACGUAACUACUACUAAUCAAAAUUUUCCAAGUGUUGCCAUCACGCUCCACAUGGCUCAAGCAAAUAUUGAGAGUAUCUGCACCGCAUUAUGUCAGACAGAAGAUCCAGUACCUGCUUAUCCUGUCAUAACGCGUACGUUAAAAAAAAAUUCAUUACCAGCCUACGAUGCAUUUGGACCGUUCCCCGACGAAACCAUUGUAUCUGGCCUUGAUCGUGCGCUUUAUUUCAUGGGUGCACGGCGUGUGCAGGAGUUUCUACACUUGCCAACACCGUCUAUGGACUCGAGUAAUAGCGAUAUUUCACUGACAGUAUCACCGGUGUCUUGCCCCGAUUCGCAUAGGUCAUGUCGUAAUUGCAGCACCGUAAUAACGACAGACAGCAAAAACAAGAAGCAAUUGCCAAGUUGCUUGAAGUUGACCAAAACCUGUACUUGCGAUAAAUGCCGAGCCAGCACAACAAAAACAAUGAUCUUCUCAAAAAAGCCAUGUUGCACCACCUCGUCAGCGUGUUCGACGAAAAGUAGCUUAUCACGUGCACAAGAAUGUGAGCCACCUAAAUCUUCGAAUCCCUUGAAGCGGUCCUUCUCGAUGUGUUCACUGGCUUGCCGAAAGCUGAAACAAAUGCUUACCUUUCCAUCGAAGGAUAGCAAACCAAAGUGGAUUUGGGCGCGCAUCCACUCCACCUCGAAUGGGUGUCAGGUUUAUGAGAUAUUUAAGAAUUCCAAUGUGUGUACACAUCCGUCUGAGUUUGAGAAGAAACGGACGCCACAAGUGAUUUUUGUCGUACUGAAAAAUGGUGUUAUAAUGCCUUUCGAAAUUUUGCCGUACCACUAAGGAAUAGAGAGAAAGAGAUAAGAAAUGACAGGUGGAUUUUGUUUUCACCUCAAUAUGUAUACGUUUCGGUAAUUUAUUAAUACUUAUGAAUAUGUGGAAAACUGAAAAAAUAUACUUAUAUAAUGUACUUGUACUUUUAA
Messenger RNA from Anastrepha ludens (Mexican fruit fly), 1128 nucleotides. RefSeq lists its product as uncharacterized. Lineage: Eukaryota; Metazoa; Arthropoda; Insecta; Diptera; Tephritidae. The record is from RefSeq and is a predicted model, not a curated record. Bases 206 to 988 code for a protein of 260 amino acids. The transcript is spliced from 2 exons.